AAGAAGGUGAAGAAGAAAACUGAUUUGAUCUCCUCUCCUACUAACUUUGUUCACCGGGUCCACACUGGCUUUGACAGGAAUGAAGGUAUAUUUGUGGGACUGCCACCACAAUGGGCAAGUUUGGGUCGCAUUCCGACUGCCGUGAUGGAAGAAUCGCCUUCACCCCCUCACUCACCUCAGUAUCCAAAUCAUUCCCCAUAUGAUCAUCAGGAGUAUCAGCCUCGCAUCAUGCAUCACCCCGAGCAGCAGCGUGUGGGUUACGGUUCCAUGCAUCAGAUACCCAUGGAGCACAACAACAAUAACAUCCACCGACCUGAACUGUAUAGUGAUUCUCAGCUAUAUCAUCAUCAGUAUCCACAGCAAAGGCCCAUGAGCAGCCCGAUACAUCAGACACCACCACCUGUGCCACCUGCCAAGCCUAUGAUGGUCCAUCCUCAAUAUGGUUAUGGUCCCCAACAACGCCAUCCCGCACCCAUGCCACAGAAGCCACCACUCAUGGUCCCAGCACCAGAAAGGCCUCACAUGAUGCAGUAUGCCUCCAAUUCAUCCAUCAACCGACAGCCACCCAGUCCCGCUCCAAAGCCGCCAGUGGAACCGAAGCCUCAGAUGAAGCCACCUAUGCCUCUCCCAGGAAAGCCCAAUUCAUCCAUGCCAAGUAAUAUGCAUUCUCCAUCAAUGGGUGGGAAUCAGGUGCCUCCACCUUUGACCAUUGCUCCCAAGCCCUCUCCUCCUGGUGGGAAGUCCCAGGAUCAGCAGCGGUUAUCACACGAGCAGUUCCGAGCUGCCCUGCAAAUGGUCGUCAGUCCUGGAGACCCACGAACGAACCUGGAAAACUUCAUCAAGAUUGGAGAGGGUUCCACUGGAAUUGUAUGCAUUGCAACAGAGAUCUCUACUGGUCGUCAUGUGGCCGUCAAGAAGAUGGAUCUGCGCAAGCAGCAGCGUCGUGAGCUGCUCUUCAAUGAAGUUGUCAUCAUGAGGGAUUACCAUCAUCCAAAUAUCGUUGAAAUGUACGACAGCUACCUGGUCAGUGAUGAAUUGUGGGUGGUGAUGGAAUACCUCGAAGGUGGUGCUCUGACAGACAUUGUCACACAUGCUCGUAUGGAUGAGAUCCAGAUUGCUACUGUAUGCAAGCAGUGUCUCAAGGCUCUGGCAUAUCUACACUCACAGGGCGUCAUUCAUCGAGACAUAAAAUCGGACUCCAUCCUUUUAGCAAGUGAUGGAAGAGUGAAACUUUCUGAUUUUGGAUUCUGUGCUCAGGUGUCUAAUGAACUGCCCAAGCGCAAGUCCCUGGUAGGUACACCGUAUUGGAUGGCUCCCGAAGUCAUCAGCCGGCUUCCUUAUGGACCAGAGGUGGACAUCUGGUCCCUGGGUAUCAUGGUGAUCGAGAUGGUGGAUGGGGAACCGCCUUUCUUCAAUGAGCCUCCUCUCCAAGCCAUGAGACGCAUCCGGGACAUGCCCCCACCCAAGCUGAAGAACAUGCAGAAGAUUUCCCCUAGGUUGCAGGGUUUCCUGGAGAAGAUGCUGGUGCGGGACCCGGCCCAGAGGGCGACGGCGUAUGACCUCCUUCAGCAUCCCUUCCUAAGACAGGCAGGAUCUCCAUCUUCACUCGUCCCCCUCAUGCGAUCGUUCCGAAACUCCUGA
Molecule: messenger RNA, 1641 nt
Organism: Darwinula stevensoni
Lineage: Eukaryota; Metazoa; Arthropoda; Ostracoda; Podocopida; Darwinulidae
Source: the annotation of a GenBank genome assembly